AUCAGGAUUCAGGGAUUUCAUUUAUGGAGUGGGGAUAGAAAAUUGAAAGAUUUCAGCUUUUACUAGAAUAGAAAGUGAUCCUUUUACUUUUGUUCUAUUUUGUUUUGACUUGCAGAACUCUUCACUUUGCUGUAAGGAUAUCUCAAAUGGAGGAGUUGUCAAGUCGACUUACAUUAGCCCUCUAUCUCUCAGUUUAGUGAGUGGAGAUUUCCAAUUCAUACAUGAUAUUUAUUGAAUUACUUCAUGAAAAAAAAUAUUUGCUACAGUGAAAAUUAUUACAUUGUUGCUAGACAUGUUUGUGUUAUGAGAGUAAUUUGGGAAGUCUGUACACAAUACAUUGUUCAACUAACUUUUAGCGAAAACUUAACAUCAUGUUUUAUAUAUUUCUAAUCAAGCAACUUCAUAUUCAUUACCAAUUAUGUGGUAAAAAAGAAUGCACUAUAUUGGAAAAGAACUUAAAGGACAUACUAAACUCUAUGAGAUAUAUUUUCUUUCAUCCUAAAUGUUGAUUACGUGUGUAUGAAAUAUGAAAAGUAACUCUAAUAUUCAACUAUAUGAUUUAAUUAAACAACGAAUUACAAUUAGUUUAUUUAUUUCUUUUUCAUUCAGUAAUUGCAUGUAAUGCUUAUACCAUACUUUUUCCUCUUUUCAUAUAGGUCUAAACACAUUAUGCAUAGUUGGAUCACUUUCAAAAAUGUUAUGUGCGUAACUAAGGUACAAAUAAUCAUUCCAUGUAUUGUAAAUCAUCUAUUAUAUCCAUUAUUAUAUAUCAUAUUUUUAGACAAAAUUCUCUCGGCCAACGGGCCGGGUCCUGUGCUAGUUAGGGAUGGCAAUUAAAUCCAUAGUUGUGGGUAUCCGACCGCCCCCGACCCAGUUAACGCGGGGAAUCCCCGCAUUGAUCGGGUAUGAGGCGGGUAUGGGUAAAACCCGCAAAAAGUUUGAUGGGUAUGGGGCGGGUAUGGGUUUAGCCUCCCCCGACCCAUACCCAUACCCGCCCCCACCAAAAACAGUUCUUCACAUAUAAAAUGUACAUUAAUUAAAUUGUAAUCUAUCAUUAAUGGCAAAUGUAACUCACAAUUGAGUGACCACCCAAAUCAAAGCAUAAUUCAUUUCCUCCAAAUCCUCCUUCAUUCUUUGACUUUUUCCCUCAUGUUUACAACAUUAUGUUAGUAAGUUAUUUAUUACUUAAUAGAUGUACCAAAGUGAGAGAAUAAUGAUUUGGCUUAUAUUGUUACUCUAUCUUAUGGAUUAUUGGAUCUUUUAGAAUAAGAUGCUUAGAAUAGUAUUAAGAAUGAUUGUCUCUUUGACGACUUUAUGAAAUAGUAGGUGCGUUUAGUAUUAUAAUUGAAAUUUUUGUAUGUAAAAUUUUAGCUAUUAUAAUGUAGGAUGUACGGGGCGGGUAUUACCCAUGGGUACCCGAAACCCAUGGAUAUGGGGAUGGGUUUGCAAAUCCUUCUCCGCAUGGGUAUGGGGCGGGUAUGGGUUUGGAUAUUUGAAAGCGGGGAUGGGGAUGGUUUAGGCAAACCCGCCCCAAACUCGGCCCAUUGCCAUCCCUAAUGAAGAUGCACCAUCCGACAUCGCAGUGCUGCUGCGCCUCUCAUAAUAACCAACCAAGUAUGGAUUAACAAGACAAUUAGCUAAAUGUUUGCCUGGAAAGGAAAUCCUUAAUCACUCCCAAAUUAUUGGAUUCAUCCAUCCAUUUUAAGGUCUUAAACGAGACCAGGGUUGGAGCAUGCUCCUAAGCUUCAUGUUCUGUUGUGUGAGCAUGAGAUUUUAGGGGUGGCUAUACGGUCCGGUCCGGUUAAAUUGGACCAAAUUGAUUCGGUCCCAGUCCAGUAUUUUCGGGAAUAUAAGGAUCAAAGAUUGGAUUGGAUACAAUCCGGUCUUGGUCCGGCCCGGUCUUGACCCGAUCCGGUCCCAAUUUUAUCUUGAUUUUAGGUGUUGGGGGUCUCUUAUCCGGUCUUUAUCCGGUUUUUUACCUUAAAUCUUAGCCCGAAUAUGAGAUUGCAUUGUUUGCUAUCCGGUCCCAAUCCGGUCCCUGUCUAGGUUAUACAGUUCGGUCCCGAUCUGGGUUAUACAGUCCGGUUUCGGGUAAAACCAAACAGUUCAGGACCAAAUAGCCAGCCCUAUGAGAUUUCCUAUGUUAUUGUGGGAACCAAUAUUCUAAGUCAUUAACUCACCUCUGAGGUUCGCCGUGUAUUCGAGUCGGAGUUCGCAAACUUGUAUUAAAGGAUCAUACUUUGACAAAUGAUAUUGUAGUGGCAACCAAAAUGAUAUAUUCGAUGCACACCAAUGCUGGAUCUUGUUUCUUCCAAUGCUGGAUCUUGAAGGCAACCCAACAUAGAGGAAACACAUUCAAUGACACAUGUACAUGGUUGCUGGACGAGAAGAUCAAUUCGGGCACCAACCCAUUAUUGUACACAGGGGCGGACCCAGGGUGGUUUAGGACACCCCUAAAUUUUAGGAAAACGAUUAUCCAACCCUGGUGGUAAUUUACGUAUGGACAAAAAAAAUAUAAUUGAUAGUGAGAGACACCCCUUAAAUUUGAAAAAAUGAUUAUCCUACUGUCAUUUGUGUAUAGGAAUAUAAGUGGUAGGUUGGAUAAUUCAAAUCUAGAACACUAUUAUUAUUAAUAAACUUAAUUUCCGUCGAGCUAAACUCAUUUGUUGUUCGAUUUUGAACAAUGUGUAAUAGUAAAAUGGCAUUCCCUAUCUCUAAUUAUUUUAAAAACCUAACAAUUAAACUAAUUUCAAACUAUCCUUAAUUUGUAUUGAUUUUAUGAUUGUACGACAAGUGUUGAAAGAGUCUUUCAGCUUUGGGUUACAUCAAGAACAAGUUUACAAAUCGAAUAUGCGAUAAGUUGGUGAAUGAUUGUCUAGUAGUGUAUAAAGAGACAAUUUUUUUAACACUAUAGACACCAAGUGUAUUCUACAAUUAUUUUCGAAUAUGAAAACACAUCAUGGAUUUUUUUAACCUAUAUGAGUAAGGUAUUUACAUAUUUACAAUUUUAAUUUUAUUAAUUAUUUUAAUUUUUAUUUAAUUUAUUUUUUAAAAGAGGACACCCCUAUGAAAAAUUUCUGGGUCCGCCACUGAUUUGUACAGAUGAUACAUUCACAUGGGCACCUCAUUCGUGCACCUAACAAAAGCAAAAUGGUACCAGAUAAAAGGUACAAUAAUGAUAAAACUUGCAAGUUGGUCUCUUCCUAGUAGGUUAUAUAUACAUACAUGACUUGGUUCAAUGACUCAAAACGAACAACACAAUCACAAACCAUUUACCAAGCAAAAUCCCACCACUUCUCACCAUUUCCAUAUCCUCAGUCUUUCCAAAAUGGCAUCUCUUUUAUCCCAGACCAAUCCCAUGGAGGGCCAUCACGAAGCCCUUCUCAUGUCACUACUGGAAGAGUCGUUGCUACAAGUUGAAGACUACAACGACGAUGAAAGGCUGCGGAGUGUUAUCAAAUCUCUGCAAGCAGAGAUCGAUGGUAUUCCCGACAUGGUCAUGGAAGAUCAAAAUUCAAGCGAGAGUGUCGACGACAACGAGCAUUGCUACUACAGUACCGAGCUAUGCCUAGAUGAUUAUGAGGAACUCUCUCGGGUCGAUGAUAUGCAAGCACAUCCUUCAAUCACGUCAAACAAUGGUGCUGAAUAUGAUCAUGAUCUGUGGUCAAGGAUGGAGGGCUCUCUGCAGAGGUAUGAGGGUAUGAUGCUAUUGGAAGAGUUGGGAGGUCAUGGGAUCCAACACCUAGUACAUGAGGAUCAUGGGUAUGGAAGCUCAUUGUGGCAGGACACAUUUUCUAUGUGAGACGUUUACAAUUGUAUGUAUAGCUAACUAGAUCCUUUCUUAUUAUCCAUCGUCAAGACAGACUUCAACUUUGGCUAUGGAUUUUCUGGUCUCCUAUUGGAACUUGGAAGGUUGUGUGAUAAGAGUAUUCACGAAUGGAAAGAUAGACUGGCAUGAGAUUAUACUGUGGAUGUACUCUUUCUAAUCAAACAACAGGAAAUUCCAGCAAUAGAAACCAAACUGUAGCCUAUCAAGAGGUUCAAAAUCAAGACUUACAGCAAGUUGCACUGACAUAGUAGCAGCUGCAGUAGAACAGGGGCAAGCCAGAAACCAAUCCUUGAGCAGAUAAAAAAAAAAAAAAACAAUUUCCGCUUAAAAAUGCUGUCCAUAAAACAAUUCAAAAAGGAGAAACCAAGUCAACCUUCAAAAUCAGUACCGACAACAUAAAAGGAAUCAGACAGCAGCUAAUUGCCUUAGUCAUGUCUAGGCACAACCCAGAGGCGGCUCAGCACAGCAAAGAAAUUGCUGCACCUGGAGAAACAUCUCUGGGGUGUGCCACAACUAUCAUAAGUACCUGCUUUACUCAUCAGCUUCCAACUCGCAAUGUAAAACGAAUAAAUGAAGAGACAAGAAGCUCAGAUGAGUAAGGUGAACAUCAAAUCCAAACAAACCAGUAAGCACCUACAGCAACAUUAAAGCUGGGCAACUACU
Molecule: messenger RNA, 4492 nt
Organism: Linum trigynum
Lineage: Eukaryota; Viridiplantae; Streptophyta; Magnoliopsida; Malpighiales; Linaceae
Source: the annotation of a GenBank genome assembly